AUGUACAGAAUGAGUCAAAGCAUGACGGAGACUCAGAAGGAGCGCGCGGAUGGAGCGCCCGGAUGGGAGUUGCGAGCUGACGGGAGAAUUUUUGCGUGCUUGCUAGUGCACCCCCCGGGUGCGACGAGCUGCGAGAACGAAUAUGCUUCGAAGCAAGGGCUUGAGAUGCAUCGCAGGCGGAUGGCCGUGCAAGAGCCCAGCCUGCCAAGCCGACGGACCGUCUCGAGAUUUUUUGGGCUCGACGAGCAGGAAGCGAAGCUGCUGAAGGCGAGCCGCAACGACUCGUACGUCGCGAACUACCGCCGCACUGCAAAGGGGAGGCUCGCAACAUUUCGUGCGAGUCAUUCGAAAGAGCUGCAGCUGCGUGCAAUGGAAGCUCUGCCGUAUCCAGAGCCACUCCCGCCGCCCGCCUAUCUGCCUCCCCCCAUCUCCUGGCUCCUGAGCAAGAGGCCGAUUCCUGCGGAGGGCUUGACGGACCUCUUCGCGAGCACCGCAGGCGGACUCAAGAUCGACCAUCGGACUUGGAGUCUUCAAUAUCACCCCGAUCACGUGCAGGUCAAGAACCCAACCGCCAUCGAGGCCUUUGAGAAGCAUCACGGCUACUUCAUGGAUGACGAGCUUCAGGGGCUCGACUCAUCGGCGCGUGCUCAGAAGGUCCUCUCGAUCUACUCGACCAUGCUCUUUGCGCCCCUCAACGAGCACCGCUUCGGCCCCGGCACCGUGGCGCAAAAGCUCGGCGUUUUCGAGUGGAGGUGGUGGCUGAGAGGGGAGUCCGAUUUGAUCCGGGAUUAUCACACGUAUUUGCAUCAAAUCGGUGCGCACGAUGCUGCUGCAAAAGCGGCCAGAGCAGCUGUGAAUGCGGCGCGCGAGCGGUGGUUUGAGAGGGAGAUCGAUAUCAAGUUCAAAUGUUC
Klebsormidium nitens is the source of this 911-nucleotide messenger RNA. The record is from the annotation of a GenBank genome assembly. Lineage: Eukaryota; Viridiplantae; Streptophyta; Klebsormidiophyceae; Klebsormidiales; Klebsormidiaceae.